Messenger RNA from Rotaria sp. Silwood2, 372 nucleotides. The record is from the annotation of a GenBank genome assembly. NCBI's taxonomy places the organism in Eukaryota, Metazoa, Rotifera, Eurotatoria, Philodinida, Philodinidae.
AUGACUAUGACGAUGAUCCUGCAUCUUAUUUUCUAUUCAGUUAUAACGGCAACAACAAUAUCAACAAUUCAUCCAUGUUAUGUGAAAUCUUAUCUUGAAGUAUUAAAUCUUCGAGACUGUUUAAAUAGUUCAAUACAAAUCGAAACAACAUAUUGUCGAGGUUAUUGUUAUUCAAAAGAUUAUCUUAUUUAUGAUUGGCAAUCUGAAGCAAUACCUUAUCGACAUCAACAUUAUAUUCGUUGUUGUUCACCAAAUAUAACAAUAUCUCGUGAAAUAAAAGUUAUAUGUAAUGAUAAACAACAACGAAUAAUCAAAUAUCCUUUUGUUCAACAAUGUCAGUGUAAAUUCUGUAUUGAUGAUUGUGUUAGUUAA